Monodelphis domestica (gray short-tailed opossum) is the source of this 3485-nucleotide messenger RNA. RefSeq names its product calmodulin-lysine N-methyltransferase (gene CAMKMT). The record is from RefSeq and is a predicted model, not a curated record. Gene Ontology annotation, cellular component: cytoplasm. Lineage: Eukaryota; Metazoa; Chordata; Mammalia; Didelphimorphia; Didelphidae. Gene Ontology annotation, molecular function: calmodulin-lysine N-methyltransferase activity.
AUGGGGCGGGGCCAUAUUUCCAGUUCCUUGCCAGAAGUCUUUCGCCAUGCUUCCACCUGCCCUUAUCCAAGAUGGUCACCGCGGAGCGACAAAUCAAUCGCCGCAUUCCUCGCUCGUGGUUGCCGAGGUGACGCGUUUACCCGGAAGGGCCGCAUGCCGAAGCCGGCUUCAGCUGCCGAGGCCACGAGGUCCAGUGGCUGCGAGUCCGGGCGCCGCAGGUCCUGUCAGCUGAGAGAUAGGCAGGCAGGCAAGCAGGUCCUGGCAGGGGAGUCACAGCGGCAGCUUGGGAUGGAGUCUCCAGCAUCGGGAACUAGUCCUGGAGCUGCCGGGCAGCUCGGAGUUGGGGAACCAGGGUCAACGUCUCGGGGACCCUUGGGCGCUGCCAGGUGGAAACUGCUCCGGCAGGUUCUGAAGCAGAAACACUUGGAUGAUCACCUAAGACAAGUAUCUGUAAGAAGAUUCCAAUCGUUUAAUCUGUUUUCAGUAACAAAAAUUAAAAAGGGGGAAACAGAUGAUGAAGCUGGUUCCUGGGUUCAGUAUACAAGUGUGUUUUAUCCUGAAUACAGUAUUUCUUUAAGGCAUAAUCAAGGACCUUUAAAUGUUGAAGAUAUUUUUACCAGCUUUGACAAUACAGGGAAUAUCUGUAUCUGGCCUUCUGAAGAGGUUCUGGCCUACUACUGCCUCAAGCACAAUCAGAUGUUCAGGGACCUUGCUGUGUGUGAGCUAGGGGGUGGCAUGACAUGCUUGGCUGGGCUCAUGGUUGCUAUUUCUGCAGAUGUCAAAGAAGUUCUGUUAACUGAUGGGAAUGAAAAGGCCAUCAAAAAUGUGAAUGAUAUCAUCGCAAGAAACCAGAAGGAAGGUGUUUUUAAGACUCAAGCAGUAUCAAGCUGCGUUUUACGAUGGGAUAAUGAGACAGAUGUCUCUCAACUGGAAGGACAUUUUGACAUUGUUAUGUGUGCUGACUGCCUGUUUCUGGACCAGUACAGAGCUAGCCUUGUUGAUGCAAUAAAGAGAUUACUCCAGCCCAGUGGGAAAGCGAUGGUAUUUGCCCCACUCCGAGGGACUACUUUAAACCAGUUUUGCAAUCUAGCUGAAAAAGCUGGUUUCUCUCUCCAAAGACAUGAAAAUUAUGAUGAACACAUUUCAAACUUCCACUCCAAGUUGAAAGAUGAAGAAUGGGAUACAUAUGAAGAAAAUCUUCAUUAUCCACUUCUACUAGUUCUAAGCAAACAUGGAUAAAAGACUAAACAACUGGUAGAAGGCAAACAUCGAUAUGCAUAAUCACAUAUAUAUUUUUCACAAAAAUAAGUGUUAUUGAUAAGACAACAGAGAAUGGUUUUAUGGGCACAUUGAUAUUGGGAAGUCCUAAAACUUCUGCCUUGUGUCACCUCCUGAAUAUUAUAGAGUUUUGAGUUAUGGAUUUUACCAUUUUUCAGAUGCAAUGAUUCCCAAGCUCUCCAGAGCUGAGCUUUCCUUGUCCUCCCAGCCGACUUCAUGCUCUUCCUGAACCAAACUGUUUUGUUUGCCUGUCACAACUCACAUACACUUGUGGUAAACUCUGAUGCAUUUCUGAUUAAAUGGGAACAAAAUUUUUUCUAGUUAGAGUUUUAUAUAGGUUUUCUUGUCUAGGGGAGGAUUCUAAAUGAGACAUACAUCAAGAUUCUUCUUCCAAAAAUUUUUUUUCCUUUGAACCUCUCCUAAAUUAACUGUUUCUCCCCCCCCCUUUUUCUCUCUUACCCCCCCUGUCUUUCUCUCUGUCUCUCCCUCUGUCUGUCUCUCUGUCUCUCUCUCUCUCACACAUACACACACACUGCUUUUUUCCCCUAUAGAUGUAUAAGAAAUAACUACAUCAGACCAAAGCCUCAUAAACUGACCAUUUGUCCUUUGGACACAAUAGUUUGCCCAGCCCUCUGCUCCUCCUCUCCAAUUAUGUGUGAUUAGUCUCAGUGUGUUGUGUCAAGAAGGGGGAGUGUGCUGAGUGCUUAUUAUCUGUUUAGGUACAAGAAGAGCACAUUUAGGCUCUGACUAUGAAUGAAAAGUGAGCCUUUAUCGAGUCUAAAAUCUAACUGCUGCUGUUCUUCAGGCCUCUUUAAAAACAGGUCCUUCCCAGAAAAAUUCUAAACAAAUGGCUGAUCAACUGGAUCACAUGCACGGGAUUUAAAAAAAAACAAACAAAAAAACCCAGCAAAACUCAGUCUUACAAUUAUCUUCUUUAAACCAAGCAUAUAUUGUUAUUUGAAGUGAUUCCAGGGUAUAGUAAACAUUAAAUGAAUGCUACCCAGGAUUAACAGAGAAUCACUUUUCUGCAGGGAAUCUGAGCAUAUUCUUUCCUGGUGCUUCAUCAAAAUGGUUUAAAUGCUUUUGUAGAAAUCCAGAUGUUUAUCUGUAAAGGAUCAUCUGUGCACACUUAGCUGUAAUGCCAUUAGCAGGUUAUCUUUGCAUCCUCAUUCAAUACUAGAGGCAAAAUAAUGGAUAUUUAAUAAAAGGGCCAUUUUUUAGAAAAUUAAAAGAAAGGAAAGAUUUGGUGUGGACCUUUUUGCAAGUUAAACAAACUUGGCUACCGUAAAAACACCUCCUCCUAAAAGUCUUCCUCUGUUCACAUCUAUCAUCAAACAAAUUUUUCACCACCAUCAGUUUGCAUGUCCUUAUAUUCACCACUUUUUCUGCUCCAUUAGAGCACCUAGAUGGAUCUCUCAAGGCAUAGGUCAAGUCGCAGUUAGAUCAUACAUUUCUUUCUCACAAAAACUUGAAUUGCAAUGCCAAGUGAUGGGCUAACAUCACAAUAACAGCAAUUUAUUCCUCUUUGGAUAAAACAGCAGUCUAUUCUCAGUGUUAGAUAAAGACCAGGGCAAUGCAAACCAGCCAUUUAGCUGAGUAGUUCAGCUAGUGGUAGCUCUCCUUUGGGGAUAGUAUGGGUUGCAUACUGGCUGAAUAUUUUCUUGUUUAAAAAAUCAGAAGCGUUUGGGAUGUUUUAAAUAACAGUGAAGAUAACCGUCUUCUACUUUCUUCUUGAGGGCUGGGGAAGAAGAGCACAGAAUUUUCCCCACCAAGACAGUUACAAAAUCUGAGACAAAGAAACCCCAUCACAGCACUGAUACCCAAGACUGCCCAUUCUUUUAUCGAUGUCUGAUAUAUACAAAUAUACUCCUAUAUUGACACAUAGAGAGCAGAAUAAUUAGAUCAUCUCGUAAAAAUAUACAAAUCGACAAGAAUUUUAUUUUCAUUUCUGCAUUUGGGGUGGAGAAAUUUCAGUGUUUCUUUCUCUGAAAAGAAAAUGUAUUUUUUUUUUAAUGAACUGCUAGGAGUUGAUUUUUUUUAUGUCUGCAUCAGGUAUAAUGUCUCCAGAUCCUGGCAAAAGAUGGUGCCUGGAAAGCUUUCAGGGAGAUACCCAUGAUGGCCCUGCCUACAAAUACACACAGUACAGGGACCUGCUUAUUGUGAGGUUUAAUAUGUGAAUAAAAACAUAUAAAUCAUCAACUAUAAAA